This is a messenger RNA of Chaetomium fimeti, 2021 nucleotides long. RefSeq names its product Pre-mRNA splicing factor-domain-containing protein. Gene Ontology annotation, cellular component: U2-type spliceosomal complex. Gene Ontology annotation, biological process: mRNA splicing, via spliceosome. The coding region runs from base 173 to 1522 and encodes 449 amino acids. The record is from RefSeq and is a predicted model, not a curated record. NCBI's taxonomy places the organism in Eukaryota, Fungi, Ascomycota, Sordariomycetes, Sordariales, Chaetomiaceae. The transcript has a single exon.
ACAGACUCACGCCCCAUCACCGAAAUCAAUACAACAAAACAAGAACAAAGCGCACACACAGCGCACCUCGAGCUUAUACACGCCUACAAGGCAAUCGGCACAUUUGCCUUCAGAACAACCUCCUCCGCCCGCCUGAAAUUCGCGCUGCACCGGCAGCACCAACACCGCCAAGAUGGGUUCAGGCGACUUGAAUAUGAAGAAGAGCUGGCAUCCCCAACGAUCAGGGAAUGUCGCGGCAACACACAAGGCCGAGGCCGAAGCAAUCGCCGAACGGAAGAAGCUACAGCAGCGUCUACAGGAGAUUGAGGAGGAGCGGAAGAAGGAGGAAAUUCAGAAGGCGCUCGAAGCCGCCGGCGGGAAGCCCAGGCUACAGCGGGUGGAAUGGAUGUACUCUGGUCCGACCGACGGCCAAGCGGGCGACGCGGCCGAAAACGAAUCCUACCUUCUCGGCAAACGGCGAAUCGACAAGCUCCUCCAGGACAACGACGUCAAGAAGUUGUCGAAGCAACCGAGCCAAGAUGCCCUCGAAGCGGCGCCGGUUGCCGCUCUUGCUAACCCCCGGGAUGUAGCGACAAAGAUCAGGGAAGAUCCCUUGCUCGCGAUCAAGCGGCAAGAGCAGCAGGCGUACGAGGCAAUGAUGAACGACCCUAUUCGGAGGCGGCAGCUACUAGCAUCGAUGGGCAUCGAUGAUGCACAGGACAAGGCCAAGCGGAAAGAGGAGAGACGGCACAAGCACCGCCACUCACACCGAUCGCGCCGUCACCAUGAUGACCGAGACGGAGAGAGACACUCUCGCCGGCGCAGGUCAGACUCGAGGGAUAGGUCACGGAGUCCAAGGAGAUACGAUUCAGAGGAGGAGGACCGGCGGAGGAGGAGAAGAGACUCUCGUGAUCGGAAGCGGGACAGGUCGGGGUCUGCGGACUCACGAGAUAGGAGAGACAGGCGAGAUAGGCGUGGCGAUCGGGAACGGAGAAGCAGCCGGGAUAGGAGGGAUAGGCGGAGCAGGAGUCAGGAAAAUGGGCAUCGAGAUGGUCGGUCUAGGGCGGAAUCCCGAUCGCCAUCCCCAGCGCCGCACCGGAGGGAGUAUUCCCCACACAACGACGACCGGAGAAGAAGAGGCCAAUCGUCAGAACGCCCCGAGCCAUCGCGAAGACACAACGAGGAUGGCAACGGGUUCCGCAACGGCGGCUCCCACGACUCGCGCCGGAACCGCGACAACCGUCGCGACCGCCCUCCACCGAGACAAGCCGACCGCCCGCCACGGAACGCCGACGCAAACAGCGACAAAGCCGCGGAGGAGCGUGCGCGCAAGCUCGCUGCCAUGCAGGAAGCCGCCACGGACCUCGACAAGGACCGCGAGCACCGGCUCGCCCUCUUGGCAGAACAGGAGCGGGCGGCGCAGGAGACGGACGACCGAGUGCGGCAGCGCAACAAGCGGUUCGGCGGCGACGCGGGGUUCAUGAAUCAGCUCCACAGCAGGGCGGCCGAGUUGAAGGUGGCGGAUCGCGUGGGCAAGCGGUAGGGCCGGACCGCGGGGCUUGGGAUAAGACGGAUGGUCUCAUGUCGGUCGACGGAUACGAGCUGUGGUGCGGACAACAUGGGUUUCGGGUCUCGAGACCGCAGACCCUGGGCGUACGGUCUGUACGUCCGUAUUACGGAACCUUAUCCCCGGGUGUGACAUUGUUUCUGCUGUAAAAACCGGGACUGAGAGCGUAUUUUGCCGUUUCGGGACGUUCUAGCCUUGAAUCCGGAACUCUGGGAAACUUUGAUCGCCUGGUGUGCAGUGCAGAUCAACAGCGAGAUCUUGAAGUGCGAACUUGGACGUGGGUUGGUUGGUGAGCGCGGUGUUGCAUUCGGCUGCGCGCGUUACGAAUACUUGUACCAAUCUUGGCUCAUCGAGAUGGUCUCGAGGUGGUGUCGAAGGCUUUCUCAAAACUCGUAUUAUAAAAACAUGUGUAAUAACACAUCAGAACCUAUCCAACAACUUCAAUAGCAUGACAUGAUGUGAUAUACUUUCCUGC